UGCUAACAGGCUAACGAGGAAACUCACAGCGCCGCAGACCCGCCGGAUAAUUUGAAGCUCGGCACUGCGGACAACAGUUGUAAAACAGCCCCACACCGCCUCACUGACGGCAGACAUGGCUGACAAGGCGCCUCAGAAGUCUGAUGCUCCCUUCGCCAGCAGGCUAGACCCGACCAAGGAGGGUCUCUCUAAGGAGCAGCUGCACUUCAUCAGACAGGUAGAGCUGGAGCAAUGGAAGAAGAAAACGGCCAAGCUGCGGACACGGAACGUAGUGACGGGACUCGCCAUCGGAGCGCUCGUUCUGGGCAUCUACGGCUACACAUUUUACUCAGUGUCCCAGGAGCGGAUCAUGGAUGAGCUCGAUGAGGAGGCCAAGCGUGCGAGACUGCAGGGACCAAAGACUGGUGCCAACUGAGAUGAAUGCGUUGCCUGCCUUUUGUUGGAUUGUGUCUGUGCUGCAGUUAUCCAAGAUGGGACUUAUGAUGCCACUGAUUCAUAUUCCACAACUGGCUGCCGUUUGUUUUGUUUUUUUUUUUUUGUUUUUUUUUAAAUGGUGGGACUAAACUGGACUUUGUUUUGUCCUGAUUGUGGAAGGUAAAUGUGUGCUUCUUCUGCUGACUUAAAUCUAGAUGUGUCUUGAUCUCAAUUAGGCUUUCCGUCAGCGGAAAGGAUUAGUCCACUGACCUCAACAUGACCUUAUGUGCUACACAAAAGGCGCAGACUGUAGCAUAAUUACCACCUCUUAGCUGAAGUUUCCAGCCCUGAUCAUGUAUUGUCCGUGCAGCGUGGGAGGAGUACACACCAGAUCAGUCGGCUAAUGACUUUAAAUCUACAGUGGCCUUCAACAAUGGACAACGCCAGAGACCCUACGGAAAUGAAUCAACAUAAUGAAAACUGUUAUUUAUGAUGGUAAAGUCGUGAUUUAUAAAAUAAAAUAGCUGAUGUAUUAUAA
Molecule: messenger RNA, 952 nt
Organism: Stegastes partitus (bicolor damselfish)
Lineage: Eukaryota; Metazoa; Chordata; Actinopteri; Pomacentridae
Gene: coa3a
Product: cytochrome C oxidase assembly factor 3a
Exons: 2
Coding region: 116-415 (99 amino acids)
Biological process (GO): mitochondrial respiratory chain complex IV assembly
Cellular component (GO): mitochondrial inner membrane
Source: RefSeq, a predicted model, not a curated record